AGGUCUUGGGUACGUGAGGCGCUCUGCCAGGACCUAUGCGCCUCCAAUCGAUAAAGAGACAGAUAAAUCGCAACUGGCCCCUUGCUCCAAUUGCUCUUCCCAAAAAUUCCAGGUGGUCAUCUUGCCAAGCGUACCUAGGUACGAUUGAAGAUAGCAACGCUGCCAUUCUCUUCAUUGCCAUUGCUACUGUUGUCGAGUGACCUUCAGUCCAAUUGAAAAUCUGGGGUUCAUGAACUGGCACUCGGUCAACCCCCUCCCCUUAUGAGGCUUCCCCAAAUCGCCAAGAUGGCCGCCGACAAGGUUCUCGAGGGCGUUUUCGCCAUAAACAAGCCCUUCGGUAUGAGCUCCGCCCAAGUCAUCCGCGACUGCCAGACCUACUUCAACCCGUCCCGCCUGUUCGCACCCCUCAUCGCACAAGAGGCCGCCAUGCGUGAGAAGGAGUCCCGGUUUCAGAAACGGCGGCGGGGCAAGGCAAAGCAGGAAAUUCGAGUCAAGAUGGGCCACGGUGGCACCCUCGACCCCCUAGCCACAGGCGUGCUGAUCCUCGGCGUCGGCAAGGGCACCAAGUCGCUCCAGAACUUCCUCACCUGCACUAAGACGUACGAGACCGUCGUUCUUUUUGGGGCCAGCACUGACACCUACGACCGCACGGGCCGCAUCAUCAAGAGGGGAAAGUACGACGAGGUCACGCGACAGGCUGCUGAGAAGGCGCUCGAGGGCUUCCGCGGCAAGAUCAAGCAGAUGCCCCCGCUCUACUCAGCCCUCAAGAUGGAAGGUAAGCCCCUGUACGAAUACGCGCGCGAGGGCAAGCCAAUCCCCCGCGAGAUCGAGACGAGAGAAGUCGAAGUCACCGAGCUCGAGCUGGUGGAAUGGUACGAGCCCGGCACGCACAACCACCGCUGGCCGACCGAGGAGGCCGAGCAGGCCGAGAAGAACCUGGUCGACUCUGUGUGGCGCGUCGCGAAGCGGCAGGCCGAAUACGACGAGGGGCUGACCAAGCUCACGCCGGAGCAGCAAGAGGAGGAGAUCAAGGCGUUGGCCGAGUACAACAGCAAGAAGCGCGAGGCCGAGGAACGCGUCGACAACCUCGUCAGCGAUGAGCAGCCGGCGGCCAAGCGGAAGAAGACGAACCAAGGGCGGGCAGAGCCCAUGAUGUCGGGCGCGCUGGGAACGCUGCCCCCGAAGGGCAAGGGGUCGAACCUGGUUCCUCCACCGCCCGCGCCCAACACGCCACCUCCGUGGGAGGGCAAGGGCCCGCCGGCGGCCAAGAUCAGGAUGACGGUCACGUCGGGGUUUUACGUGCGCAGUCUGUGCCACGAUUUGGGGGAGAAGCUGGGCUGUGGCGCCAUGAUGGCCGAGCUGAGCCGGACGCGGCAGGGGCAAUUUGUCCUGGGUGGCGCGAACUGCAUGGAAUAUGACGAGCUCCUCAAGGGAGAGGACGUCUGGGGGCCGAAGGUCCGUCACAUCUUGGAGCUCUGGAACAACCCGCAUGCUAAGCCGGAGCCCAUGGAGAACGGGUCGAGCGCGCCCCCGGUGGGCGAAGAGAGCAAGUCUGCCAAUGACGGCAAGGCCGCCCAAGAGAAGAAGUCUGCUAAGGAGAGCCAGACUACUGACGACGCCAAAACCGCCUCUGAGUCGGAGACAGCCAACGCAGCUGAGCAGGCAAAUGUGGGAGAGCAGGAAACUGCGACAGGGGCUUAGGUAAUGGUAUUUGGCAGGCCAGUUCUCGUCACUUCCGUGUGAAGCAUGGGAAUACCCCUCCUCGACUUUAUCAACUGGCCGGUAAGGUCGCCAUUCAUGGCAGGGAGCGGGCAGAGCCCUGUUCUACGAAGCGGCACUCGACUAUCUAACAGCGAUCGCAUUGAAUCAAGAUAGCGUUGCCUAAUAGAAACAGUCAUUUCGAC
Messenger RNA from Parathielavia appendiculata, 1904 nucleotides. RefSeq names its product pseudouridine synthase. Lineage: Eukaryota; Fungi; Ascomycota; Sordariomycetes; Sordariales; Chaetomiaceae. Gene Ontology annotation, cellular component: mitochondrion. The coding region runs from base 286 to 1701 and encodes 471 amino acids. Gene Ontology annotation, molecular function: RNA binding; pseudouridine synthase activity. The transcript has 2 exons. Gene Ontology annotation, biological process: mRNA pseudouridine synthesis; tRNA modification. The record is from RefSeq and is a predicted model, not a curated record.